Messenger RNA from Sorex araneus (European shrew), 3897 nucleotides. RefSeq names its product ATP binding cassette subfamily B member 8 (gene ABCB8). NCBI's taxonomy places the organism in Eukaryota, Metazoa, Chordata, Mammalia, Eulipotyphla, Soricidae. Gene Ontology annotation, biological process: transmembrane transport. The coding region runs from base 677 to 2797 and encodes 706 amino acids. The transcript has 16 exons. The record is from RefSeq and is a predicted model, not a curated record. Gene Ontology annotation, cellular component: membrane. Gene Ontology annotation, molecular function: ATP hydrolysis activity; ATP binding; ABC-type transporter activity.
CAAUCACACGAGAGACACGCGGAAAGGAGGGGCAAGAACUGGGCGGGGAGGGGGCUGGCAGCCCCGAGCGCGGUGCGGAGACGCAAGGAACGACGCCCCUGAGCAGAGGGUCCCAAGUGGGGUGGGGGCAGCGUCGGGAGGCAUGUGGCCCCGUUAUCCGUGGUUGCCGUCCCCAGAGCCCGCUCCGGCCGGCCUGAGAAAGCCGGGGGGCGGGGGGGGGGGCGUGCAGCUUAGGCGCGUUUUUGCAAAACUCUUUCCAUCGCUUUUUGUCCCCGGGCACCCGGAACCAGAGGGCCACACCCCCGGGCACGCCGGCACGUCUCGAGUCCGCUAGCAGCGCCCGCGGGACGCGUCCCCCCAGACAGCCCUCCGGACGGGCCUCACACGCCCCCCAAACGUCAGCCCGCACCCCGCGGGAGCCGAAGGGCAGAGCAGCGCCCCGGCCUGGGGGCGGGCAGGCGGCGCGCGCCCUCCAAUCCCGGGCCCGGGCCGAGAAGGGCCGCCUCCUUAUUGCCCAAUCACAGCUCGGCGGGAGAUCGACGCGCGGCUCCCCCAAUCAGCGCGGAGGCGCGAAGGGCCCGUCGGGACCGGGGGCCGGGCCAACAUGGCCGCUCGGGUGCGAUCCGGGUGAGGCUGCCGUUGCCGGCCGCUCCCGCGCCGCCGCCGCCGCCCCGUCAUGUUGGUGCACUUAUUGCGGGUGGGGAUCCGGGGGGGCUCCGCCCCAGGCAGGCCGCUGCACGCCCUCCGCCUCCAGACAUUCUCGGCCGUCAGGUGCCCGGAUGGCGGCCCCGGCUCCCGCCUGCUCAGGGCGGCGGCCCACCUGCGCGCCCAGCUCCCGGCCCGCCCGCCCGCCAGCCCCCGCGCCUGGCGCUGGCUGGGGGCGCUGCUGCUCGGCCCCGUGCUGCUGCCCAGGGGCCCGAGGCUCUACCUGGUGGCCCGGUGCGAGGCCGACGAGGCCCCCCUGGCCCCGGCCAGGCGCGGCGUGGCCGAGCCCCGCUUCAACUGGAGGCUCUUCUGGCAGUUUCUGCGCCCCCACCUGCUCGUCCUGGGGGCGGCCGUCGUGAUGGCCCUGGGCGCGGCGCUGGCCAACGUGCAGAUCCCCCUGCUCCUGGGCCAGCUGGUGGAGAUCGUGGCCAAAUACACGCGGGAGCACGCGGGCAGCUUCCGGGCCGAGUCCCGCAGCCUCAGCGCCCACCUGCUGCUGCUCUACGGCCUCCAGGGCCUGCUGACCUUCGGGUACCUGGCGCUGCUGUCGCGCAUGGGCGAGCGCAUGGCCGUGGACAUGCGGGGCCGUCUCUUCGGCAGCCUGCUACGGCAGGACAUUGCUUUCUUCGAUGCUAAAAAGACCGGGCAGCUGGUGAGCCGGCUGGCCACCGACGUGCAGGAAUUUAAAUCCUCCUUUAAGCUGGUCAUCUCCCAGGGCCUGCGGAGCUGCACGCAGGUGCUGGGCUGCCUGGUGUCCCUGUCCCUGCUGUCCCCGCGCCUCACGCUGCUGCUGAUGGUGGCCACGCCGGCCCUCAUGGGCGCCGGCACGCUCAUGGGCUCCGCGCUCCGCAGGCUGUCGCGCCAGAGCCAGGAGCAGAUCGCCCGGGCCACGGGGGUGGCCGACGAGGCCCUGGGCAACGUGCGCACAGUGCGGGCCUUCGCCAUGGAGCCCUGGGAAGAGGCACGCUAUGGGGAGGAGCUGGAGGCCGCCUGCCGCAAGGCCGAGGCCCUGGGCCAGGGCAUCGCCCUGUUCCAAGGCCUCUCCAACGUCGCCUUCAACUGCAUGGUCCUGGGCACCCUCUUCGUCGGGGGCUCCCUCGUGGCUGGACAGCAGCUCAGAGGAGGCGACCUCAUGUCCUUCCUGGUGGCCUCCCAGACUGUGCAGAGGUCCAUGGCCAACCUCUCCGUGCUCUUCGGGCAGGUGGUCCGGGGGCUCAGUGCCGGCGCCCGGGUCUUUGAGUACAUGACGCUGCAGCCCUGCAUCCCCCUCUCGGGGGGCCACUGCGUCCCCCGGGGCCAGCUGCGGGGCGCCAUCUCCUUCCAGGACGUCUCCUUCAGCUACCCCUGCCGGCCCGGCUUCCCUGUGCUGCAGGACUUCUCCCUCACGCUGCCCCCGGGCAAGACGGUGGCCCUGGUGGGCCAGUCCGGGGGAGGGAAGAGCACAGUGGCCGCACUGCUGGAGCGCUUCUAUGACCCCACGGCGGGCCGGGUCACGCUGGACGGCUGGGACCUGCGCGUCCUUGACCCCUCCUGGCUGCGGGGCCAGGCCAUCGGCUUCAUCAGCCAGGAGCCGGUGCUGUUCGGCACCACCAUCAUGGAGAACAUCCGCUUCGGCAAGCCGGAGGCCACGGACGAGGAGGUGUACGCGGCCGCCCGCGAGGCCAACGCCCACGAGUUCAUCAGCAGCUUCCCGGACGGCUACGGCACCGUCGUGGGUGAGCGGGGCGCCACGCUGUCGGGGGGCCAGAAGCAGCGCCUGGCCAUCGCCCGCGCCCUCAUCAAGCAGCCGGCCGUGCUGAUCCUGGACGAGGCCACCAGCGCGCUGGACACCGAGUCGGAGCGGGUAGUGCAGGACGCCCUGGACCGGGCCAGCGCCGGCCGCACCGUGCUGGUCAUCGCGCACCGGCUCAGCACUGUCCGCGGGGCCCACCACAUCGUGGUCAUGGCGCAUGGCCGCGUCUGUGAGGCCGGCACCCACGAGGAGCUGCUGAAGAAGGGCGGGCUCUACGCUGACCUCGUCCGCAGACAGGCCCUGGACGCCCCGCCCCCCGGCCCCCCUGACGGCGCUGGGGACCCUCGCCCCGAGUCCUGAGCACAGCCGGGGCCGAGUCCGCAGGCUUCUCCCUGGACACGGAAACUGCCCGCCGCUGGCCUGGGGGACCCGCCUGCCGCCAGAGCCGCUCCGCGUGCUGGGGCAGGGGCCCAGGGGCGCAGGGUGGCCAGACAGCCCCGGGCCUGGGGAGUGGCCAGUGCUGACAAGGCCCUGGAGCUGCUCCUGGACUCAGCUCCUGCGCGCCCCCCCCUCGUCCCCCUGGCCUGUCCCAGACAGCUGCCGCUCUGCAGCCCAGCUCGCACCCUGAGCACGCCUGCCAGGCCCAGGUGGACGACUGAGUCCCAGCUAGCCCGACUGGCACAGGGACGCUGGGGCCGUCACUCCCAGACGGAGCACCCGAGGCUGCACGCACCCAGCGGGGGGCCGGCCCUGAGGACCAGAGGCGCAAUCUCAGAGGCUCCCUGGAGGCAGUGUCCCCAGUCAGCACAGGCUCGCCCCAGCCGAGUCCUGCCCCGCGCCCUGCAGCCUCCUGUGCUCCCACGGCCAGUCCCAUUUGGGUUCUGACCCAAAACUUUGCCCCCGUCGACCACGUCCAGGACAAGGACUGUCUGGCGACUCCGACGCCAGCCGUGUGCCAGAACUGCAUCCCGGGGCAGCCCGAGAGAGACACAGGCAUGGAGCCAGGGCCGGGUGCGGGACCCGGAGGGCGCUCAGCUGCUCCGGAGACCACGGGCCUGGGCUCCGUCACAGCCGCCACUGCCAAGAAGCCAAGCGUGGGGCCAGCUCUGGCCCUGGGCUGCUCCCUGCACACCUCCCCCAGGCAGCCGGCCGGGCCUGGCACCUGGAUGUGAGCCCAGCACCAGGCUCCAGGCCUCCCCCCGCCUUUCCGAGGGGGCCCCAGAGCCUGCCAGCCCCGAGCCCAGGACAGCCACCGCGAACCCUGAGCCAGGCCCGCCCUUCCGGUGCUGAGCGCCUGCUCCGCAGCCCUGCGACGGGCCCUCAGCCCGGCGGCUCCUAAUCCCCGAAGCUCCUUUGAGGAGUCUGAACGGGAUAAUCUGUGUCGAGUCUUAGCCCUCGCGCUCUCACCUGGAAGCCAGGUGGGCGGCCCCGAAUAAACCACGUCCAUCCAGCCUUGCCUC